AUGCAAUCCGGAAAGAAAUCAAUUUGUUCGGAUGAUGGUGACACUCGAAAAUGGCUCCUCGGUCAUCUUCAUAUAAUUCAAGCUAAAGCACUUGCUUCAAAUCUUGAUUUACCUAAAAUUUAUAAAGAAAAAAUUGAGGCAGUACCAGAUUCUAAUCCCAAUGAAAUUAAUUUAAAUGGCGAAUCACUUCUUAUAGCAACAAUUAAAUAUCUCGAUGAUAAAGAAAACCGACUCAAAUACAUUCAAUUAUUGAUUGAUCGUGGCGCAGAAAUCAAUUUUCAAGAUAAAAGAGAACGCCGAACAGCGCUAAUGUACGCAUGCAUUGAGGAUAAUAGGACUGAAGAAGGCUUAUUAAUUGCUAAAAUUAAUGGUUGCAAUUUUCAUGCACAAGAUAGGCUUGGCAAUACGGCGCUAAUGUAUGCAGCAAUGAAAGGUCGCGAUGAAUUAAUGAAUUUUAUGGUUGAUACACUUGCAAAGGGUUGGAGUUUAGCUGCAUUACAAUUAACUAAUUGUAUGGGUCAUACAGCUGAAGAUUUAGCAAUACGAAAUGGACAACAUCGUUGUGCAAGAAUGGUACAAACACAACGUUUACAUUUGUUGGCAUGUUUAAAUCGUCAAAUGGGUAUGGUUGGACAGAUUGGAUGUCGUUAUUGGGGUGCCUUUGCUGCAAUUUAUAAAUGUGUCGAUAAGUGGAAACCACGACAACGUAGAAAAUCGGUGGAUCCACGAUCUUUCCGUUUUGUGCAAGCGAAACCAAUUGUGAGAAAAAAAUCGAUGUAA
Brugia pahangi is the source of this 780-nucleotide messenger RNA. The record is from the annotation of a GenBank genome assembly. NCBI's taxonomy places the organism in Eukaryota, Metazoa, Nematoda, Chromadorea, Rhabditida, Onchocercidae.